CGAUAGCAAUUCUCAUAAUCUAAUUCAAGCAUUCUAUCGGACACUUUGUCAACUCAGUCUCACGUUUUCAUUGGUAACCCAGCAAGGCAACAACCAUGUCGCUCAUCCCAAGCUGGUUCGGCGGCCGUCGCAGCAACGUUUUCGACCCUUUCUCCCUCGACCUCUGGGACCCCUUCAAGGACUUCCCUUUCCCUUCCUCCUCCCUCUCUGCCUCUAAUUUCCCUCGAACGUUCCGGGAGAACGCCGCCUUCGUGAACACGAGGAUCGACUGGAAGGAGACCCCGGAAGCCCAUGUGUUCAAGACGGAUCUCCCCGGGCUCAAGAAGGAGGAAGUCAAGGUGGAGAUUGAAGACGACCGGGUGCUCCAGAUAAGUGGCGAGAGGAACGUGGAGAAGGAGGACAAGAACGACAGGUGGCACCGGGUGGAGAGGAGCAGCGGCAAGUUCAUGAGGAGGUUCAGGCUGCCGGAGAACACGAGGAUGGAUCAGGUGAAGGCAUCGAUGGAGAACGGGGUGCUCACCGUGACUGUUCCCAAGGUGGAGGAGAAGAAGCCUGAGGUCAAGGCCAUUGAGAUCUCUGGUUGAGAGAUGGUGAAUCUGCGGUUGGCGCGACGACUUGUGUAUACAUGUACGCAGAGUGAGUGUCUGCGUGUGCUGUCUGCUGUCUGCUGUGUGGCUUUCGCAUGUCCUGAGUUGAGUUGGCCUGAGUUGGGAGUCUCGGUCCUCGUCUCUGAUAUGGCGGUGUAAUAGGUUGGAAAUAUGGCGAUGUAACAUAACUAUAGUAACUUCUGUUUUAUGUGAUAUCGGUUCCUCAAAAUCUUUCGGUUUUCUCGCCUUUCGCUUCCCCAUUCAGCACCGAAUUACGGCCUUGUCCCAAGGGACUUAAUUUAGUUCUUUUUUGGGAUGGUUAAUUCAUUCUCUUGGAAGGAUUCCUGUGAA
Molecule: messenger RNA, 938 nt
Organism: Eucalyptus grandis
Lineage: Eukaryota; Viridiplantae; Streptophyta; Magnoliopsida; Myrtales; Myrtaceae
Product: 18.1 kDa class I heat shock protein-like
Exons: 1
Coding region: 96-584 (162 amino acids)
Biological process (GO): protein complex oligomerization; response to salt stress; response to hydrogen peroxide
Source: RefSeq, a predicted model, not a curated record